AUGUCUGUUACAACUUACAUGUUGCUUAUGCAGUUUAUGGUAGAGUCUACACAGACAAUGAUACGCAUUGUGGGCCUUUCAGCCACUUUACUGAACUAUUUAGAGGUUGCACAGUUUCUGAGAGUGAAUCCUGAAGCAAGACUCUUCUUCUUUGAUUCUAGUUAUCGCCCUGUGCCCCUGGCAUAG
This is a messenger RNA of Prunus armeniaca (apricot), 186 nucleotides long. NCBI's taxonomy places the organism in Eukaryota, Viridiplantae, Streptophyta, Magnoliopsida, Rosales, Rosaceae. The record is from the annotation of a GenBank genome assembly.